AUGCGUGGAAGGCUGAGGCUCGGGGAAGACGUCCCUCCUCUACAGGACAGCAUUGACAUCCUGCUGCGCCGAGUGAAACACCUCCUCUCCCCUGAUGACCUGCUGACCCUGUACAAGGCCCAAGUCAGACCUGUCAUGGAGUAUGCCCCCCUCACCUGGAUGUCAAGCGCCCGCUGUCACCUUAACCUGCUGGAUAAACGGCAACAGUGGACACAACAGACUAGCACAGCAGCUCCAGCAUUGGACUGCUUGGAGCACCGCAGGAAAGUCGCCGCCCUGACGGCGCUACACAAGGCACAGGUCCAGCACGUGCCACACCUGGCGGACCUGAGGGCCACCUGGAGGAGGUCUGAGCGAUGCACGAGGACGGUGCUGAGCAACGACUCCCUUUUGGAGGUCUCUAGGUCCUACUCCACCACCCACCAGCGCGCCUUCACUGCCACAACGGCCAGGCUGUGGAAUGCCUUCACCACUGCUGUGGACAUCAGGCAAAUGUCCACCCAGCAGGCAAGGGUUGCUGCCCACAGAUGGCUACAGCAGCAACCAUCUUGA
This is a messenger RNA of Scylla paramamosain (green mud crab), 552 nucleotides long. RefSeq lists its product as uncharacterized. NCBI's taxonomy places the organism in Eukaryota, Metazoa, Arthropoda, Malacostraca, Decapoda, Portunidae. The record is from RefSeq and is a predicted model, not a curated record. The coding region runs from base 1 to 552 and encodes 183 amino acids. The transcript has 2 exons.